Molecule: messenger RNA, 1593 nt
Organism: Brachypodium distachyon (stiff brome)
Lineage: Eukaryota; Viridiplantae; Streptophyta; Magnoliopsida; Poales; Poaceae
Product: actin-depolymerizing factor 6
Exons: 7
Coding region: 184-1299 (371 amino acids)
Biological process (GO): actin filament depolymerization
Cellular component (GO): cytoplasm; actin cytoskeleton
Molecular function (GO): nucleic acid binding; actin filament binding; zinc ion binding
Source: RefSeq, a predicted model, not a curated record
CACAGUUCCACCCAAAAGAAAGGGCAAAAGCCAAGUUGCCACCCGAACCAGUACACGUCCGUUCCCCCGUUCCACGCCCCCUUCUUCCUCCCCUCCGCCGCCGCCGCCACCGCCGCAAAGAGAGAUACUGCUUGCUCGGAGCACGCGCGCGCGAGAAAGCGAGUGGGGCGGCUGUAGCGAACGAUGCCGAACAAGCGUCAGCGGGAGGCGCGAAAGCGCUUCCGCGAGGCGAACCCCGACCUCUGUCAACCAGCACCCGCCCCUCCCGCCGACGGCACCAAAAAGAAGAGCAAGAAAAGCAUGUUCAAGAAGGUGAAGAAGGCGGGCGGCGGCGGAAGCGGUGGCGCGGGGAGGUCGAAGCACCCGCUGCGGGUUCCCGGGAUGCGGCCCGGGGAAAGGUGCUUCAUCUGCAAGUCCACCGACCACGUAGCCAAGACCUGCCCCGAGAAGUCCCUCUGGGAUAAGAAUAAGAUCUGCUUGCUCUGCAGGGAGCGGGGCCAUAGUCUGAAGAACUGCCCUGAGAAAAGUGAUGGGGAUUUGAAGAAAUUUUGCUACAAUUGUGGUGGAUCUGGACAUUCCCUUUCCAAGUGCCCCAAACCCAUUGAAAAUGGUGGUACAAACUUUGCGAGCUGCUUUGUCUGCAAACAGCAGGGACAUUUGAGCAAGGAUUGUCCUGAAAAUAAACAUGGCAUUUAUCCGAAGGGUGGUUGCUGUAAGGUAUGUGGUGAAGUCACACACUUGGCCAGGCAUUGUCCAAACAAACGGCAACAGGACUUCAUGUACUCCAGAGAUGAUGAUACGAAUAUGGAGGGAGACCACCAGGAGGACCAUGCUCUGCGGGGUGGAGAUGAUCUUGAAGAUGAUUUCAUCGACGAAGAAGAGGCGAACUCGGCGUCGGGGAUGGCCGUGAGCGACGAGUGCAAGCACAAGUUCCAGGAGCUCAAGGCCAAGAGGAGCUUCCGGUUCAUCACGUUCAAGGUGAACGAGAACACGCAGCAGGUGGUGGUGGACAGGGUGGGCCAGCCGGGCGAGACCUACGCCGACUUCACCGCCUCUAUCCCCGCCGACGAGUGCCGCUACGCCGUCUUCGACUUCGACUUCGUCACCGACGAGAACUGCCAGAAGAGCAAGAUCUUCUUCAUCUCCUGGUCCCCGGACACAUCGAGGGUGAGGAGCAAGAUGCUGUACGCCAGCUCCAAGGACCGGUUCAAGAGGGAGCUCGACGGCAUCCAGGUGGAGCUGCAGGCGACCGAACCCAGCGAGAUGAGCAUGGACAUCGUCAAGGCCAGAGCCCUCUGAAUUAAAAUCGUUUCCGAUUAAGACCUCCAUCCACAUACGUACGUACAUGCCCCCGCACCCUGCAGGAACGAUAAAGCUUUUUUUUUCUGCGUCAGUUCCAGCCCGUAUGCCGUUUCAUCUCCCUCGGUGUCAGUUGCAGCGCAUGCCAGCCACCCCUGUAAACUAGACGGUCGCGUCUUUCCCGUUCCAAGAUUUUAGACGGCGUCUCGAUCUUUUCCUUGUUGUUGCUCGGGUACCGUAUGUAUAAUGUAUGUACGUAUAUGUAUUGAUGCGUCCGUGCCCGUUAAGUACUCC